CACAUUUUAUUUUAUUUUAUUUCACUCAAUAAUACGAGUAUCACUAUAGACAUAUUUCAUUUUAUUUAUAUAGUAUUUUUUGAGAUCGCCGGAAGCUAAAAAAAAGAAAAAAAAAAACUUUUUCAAGCAACGGCGAAUCUUAUUUAAGUUUACUACAGUGUUAUUAGAAAAAUUAUUAUUACUAGGGUUAGGGUUUUUUGAGAUUAGGGUUUAAUAUAAUAUUAUAUGGCAUCUGAAGAUGUGGUAGGGAAAACGAGCGCUACGAUCGCAAAUCUGGCAGAAGAAGCUAAGAUUGCCAGUGAAGGUGUUAAGGCCCCCAGCCGCCAGACUUUACUCUCCAUCUCUAAGUCUCUUCUUGCCGGCGGCGUCGCCGGUGGAGUAUCAAGAACUGCCGUUGCUCCGCUCGAACGUCUGAAAAUUCUGCUCCAGGUUCAAAAUCCUCAUGCAAUAAAAUAUAAUGGUACGAUCCAGGGGUUGAAAUAUAUAUGGAGAACCGAGGGUUUUCGUGGCCUAUUUAAAGGAAAUGGAACUAAUUGUGCUCGAAUUGUUCCAAACUCUGCUGUCAAGUUCUUCAGUUACGAGGAGGCAUCGAAGGGAAUUUUGUGGCUCUAUCGGCAGCAACCUGGAAAUGAGGAUGCUGAACUCACCCCUCUCUUACGUCUUGGAGCUGGUGCAUGUGCUGGAAUAAUCGCCAUGUCAGCUACCUACCCGAUGGAUUUGGUUCGGGGCCGGCUAACUGUGCAGACGGAUAAAUCUCCUAGCCAAUACCGGGGAAUUGCACAUGCUCUUAGAACUGUGCUUCGUGAAGAAGGUGCCCGUGCAUUAUAUAAAGGGUGGCUUCCUUCCGUCAUUGGAGUUGUACCGUACGUGGGUCUUAAUUUUGCGGUCUACGAAUCAUUAAAAGAUUGGUUGGUAAAAUCUAGACCAUUUGGGCUGGUUGAGGACACUGAGUUGGGUGUCACCACAAAGCUCGCAUGUGGGGCUGCAGCUGGGACCGUUGGCCAGACUGUUGCUUAUCCUCUCGAUGUCAUCCGCCGAAGAAUGCAAAUGGUUGGCUGGAAAGAUGCAGCUUCGGUCGUUACUGCAGACGGCAAGUCAGGACUUCAGUACACCGGAAUGGUUGAUGCAUUCAGAAAAACUGUUCGCCAUGAGGGUUUUGGUGCCCUAUACAAGGGUUUGGUCCCGAACUCAGUGAAGGUGGUUCCAUCAAUAGCCAUUGCAUUUGUGUCAUAUGAGUUGGUUAAAGAUCUGCUUGGGGUAGAGAUGAGGAUAUCUGAUUGAAAAACAUUAAAUUUAAUAAUAAUGUUAUGAGAAUAUUCAUGUUAUUUUUGCUCGCAGAAGAGAAAGUAGGAGGUGAAAACUAUGGAGGUCAUUAAAUUUUUGUUCUCUUCUAUCUUUCAGUUGUCUCUCACUGAUUAUUUGAAGAGAUUUAGAAGUUGUUACUUGUUAGUGUUGAUAGAUUCGACCCCUGUAUGUACCAAUACUUUCUCAUUCUGUUGUGGUUUUUCGGUGUUGUCGUUUACGCCACACCAACACCACCCAAUAAGGAUAUUUCAUAGAGCUGAUAAGUUGUUUGAUCAGUAUUUUAUGAUUUGAUAAUCGCUUAUAAACAUUGUUUUUUGUUUA
Molecule: messenger RNA, 1626 nt
Organism: Erigeron canadensis
Lineage: Eukaryota; Viridiplantae; Streptophyta; Magnoliopsida; Asterales; Asteraceae
Product: mitochondrial adenine nucleotide transporter ADNT1-like
Exons: 8
Coding region: 226-1281 (351 amino acids)
Biological process (GO): transmembrane transport
Source: RefSeq, a predicted model, not a curated record